Alternaria atra is the source of this 1686-nucleotide messenger RNA. RefSeq lists its product as uncharacterized. The coding region runs from base 1 to 1686 and encodes 561 amino acids. Gene Ontology annotation, molecular function: monooxygenase activity; heme binding; iron ion binding. The transcript is spliced from 3 exons. The record is from RefSeq and is a predicted model, not a curated record. Lineage: Eukaryota; Fungi; Ascomycota; Dothideomycetes; Pleosporales; Pleosporaceae.
AUGGCGAUAGAGCAGAUCUUUGAGGCUCUGCCUCUACAUUAUUUGCAGCAUGGCAUAUCGAAAUUUGGGGCUGUUAACAUUGCGUUGGCGGUUUUCGUGACCGCAGCCUUGGGCGUGCUCGCAGACUAUGCCUGGAUGCUGUACAUGAGAUCGAAGAUGCCUCCCGGACCCUUCCCAUAUCCCAUUGUUGGCAACACGUUCCAGCUGCCCGACAGCAAGCCGUGGAUAUUCUUCGAGGAACUAUCGAAGAAGUACAAUACGCCGCUGAUAACAUAUUGGAUCGGACGUAACCCAACCGUGUGGAUCAAUGAUGCCUGGACCGCGAACGAACUUCUCGACAAGAGAGCAGGCAUAUACUGCUCGCGGCCACGUAUGUUAGUCUUUGCGGAACUCGGAUCUGGUCAGAGCAAUCUAGUAAACCUAAUUACUACCACACAAGCGCAGCGUGAGCGCUUCCGAAUGUUGCGUAAAGUGACGCAUCAAGGCGUUGGCAUUCAGCAGGUGAAGAAGUAUCGCGACUUCCAGAACGAUGAGAGCAAGGUCGUCGCACUCGAUCUCUUGAGUGCCCCAGAGAAUUAUGUUGCGCAUUUUGAACGCUACGCGACCAGUGUGGUCUCCAUCAUUGGCUUCGGCAGGCGCGUCGCAAGCCACGAAGAUCCCAUCAUCACCGAAGUCAUUGCGUUGAUGCAUCGAGCAGCAGACCUGAACGUUCCCGGAAAGACGUUCCCCAUGCUGAUGGAGACAUUCCCCGUUCUUGCUCGUGUACCGACCGAAUAUGCGCCGUGGAAGCACGGCAUGGGAUCGAAGAAGAAGUCGCACCGCGGUCAUGACUUCUUCUACUCUUUAGCAAGCGAAGCGAAUGAGAAGCCUGGACACGACGGUUGUUAUGCGAAGAUGCUGUUCAGAGAACAGGAAAAGUACGGUCUCAGUCCGAAGGAGAUUUCUGCGCUGACUGGGAAUCUGUUCGGUGCUGGAUCAGACACCUCAAGUAGUACGCUGAUCACCGCUGUUCUUGCGAUGCGAGCGUUUCCAGAAGCCAUGCAGGCGGCAUGGGAAGAGCUGGAUCGCGUAGUCGGACCGGAUCGCAGUCCCUCGUUCGAAGACGACGCGAAUCUACCUUACAUGCGAGCAUUUGUGAAAGAGGUGUUCCGAUGGCGAUCAGUUGCCAUCAUCGGCGGGCAGCCACAUGCUCCGGUUCAAGAUGAUUACUACAACGGUUACUUGAUUCCGCAAUCGACAUGGGUCCAAGGAAACGUCUGGGCGAUACAUCAUAAUGACCGUGACUUUCCCGAACCAGACCGUUUUAAUCCAAACCGGUUCCUAAAGGACCAUCCUGACUCGCGACCAUUCCCUGGUGAGAGAGGAUAUAUGACAUUUGGUUGGGGCCGUCGAGUCUGCUCAGGACAGGCGCUUGCCGAACAAGGCACAUGGCUCACAGUCGCGCGGCUAGUCUGGGGUUUUAAGGUUGAGCCGGCACUGGACGAGAGUGGAAAGCCCAUUCCAGUCGAUAUAUUUGACUAUACGAAUGGUCUCAACAUGCGCCCGCAGGUGUUCAAAGUGAGCAUCAAGCCGCGAAGCGAGAGGAUACGGCAGGCUAUCGUCCGAGAAGGUGAGCAGGCCUUGAUGGAUCUUGCACAGUACGAGGGUGAAACAAAGUAUCGCAUGAGUACUUUCUACGGCAAAUAG